AUGUCUUUACCUAUUUUAAAUUCAGAUAUUAUUCUUGAGAUUAUCAAGAAUUCAAAAGAUAAUACGGGUAGUUUAUUUAACUUUCUUUUUGUAAAUAAAUAUUUCAGUAAAGUAGCUGUAUCAGUUCUCUGGGAAAAUCCAUUUAAAUAUCGUAAUUUAUUAAGUAGGGACAGUCAAAAUUAUUCGAUCAUACAAACUUAUAUUAACUUUUUUAAUGAAGAGGAAUGUAAUGAAAUCAACCAAAUCUUUAAAAAUAUUAAUGAAGUCUUUAAAUUUAAUAAUGAACAAGAAAAAUCACUUCGUUUUCAUUAUGGAAAAUAUUUAAAAGAAUUUAAUUUUCAAGUUACAAGGAAAGCAAUAGAUUCAUGGUAUAGUAUUUUUAAAGAAAAGAAUAAUAUAAAAAAUGGUAGUUCACGUUAUAAUAUUGAAGAAUGUAUCAUGAAAUCAAUUAUGAGACAAUGUCAAAAAUUAGAUUCCUUGAAUUGGGGGAUAUGUUUAGUGAAUGAAGGUUUAUUAAAAAUUAUGCAAGAUAAAAUUAAGGAUUUGAAAUAUUUUACAAUAGAUCAUUAUUAUAGUAUUAACUAUGAAAAAAGUAUUUUUGGUUAUUUAAAAAAUCACUGUAAAAAUAUUUCAUGUUUAACAAUAGAUGAUUAUCAUGAUAUAUGUGGUGAUAAACUUACAGAAGAAUUUAUUUCUUUUAUUGAAUUACAAAAUGGUCUAAAUGAAUUCAUCCUUGAUCAUGCGGAAGAAGAAUAUGAGUAUAAAGAUCUUAUCACAAGCACAUUAGAAUUUCAAGCUAAUAAUUUAACUAAAGUGAUAUUAAAUGGAGUGGAUUUUAGCGAUAUAUCAUUUGAUUAUAUUGACAAGUGUAUUAAUUUAAAAGUAUUAGGAUUAAGAUAUAACAAAGGGUUAAUAUUUGAUGAUAUGGAUUUAUAUACUUCAUUUAAAAAUCUUAAAAUAUUGGAUUUAAGUUAUAAUGAAUGGUCAUCUGAAGUAACUACUUUGAUUAUUAAGAAAGCAGGAAAGAGUUUAACUUCUUUGACAAUUGGAGAAAAUAAUAUUAAACAAGCAAUUAAUGAUGAUACUUUAAUUGCUUUGACAAAUUCUUGCCCAAAUAUUCGUUCAUUAUCAAUUUCCAAAACUUCUAGUGAAAGCAUUAAAAUGGUUCUAUCAUAUCUUAAAGAUUUGAAAUUAGUUACUUUACAAUUAUUUCAAAUUGAAAAAAAAGGUACAGUUAUGAAAUCUGAAGAUCUGUUGAAUUACAUAGAAAAUGAAAAAUCUCUAUUUAAAUUGGGAUUAGGUAAAAAUGACAAGUAUUGGGAUUAUUAUAAUGAAAGACGUAGAAAUUUUGAAAAAUUUUUGAAAAAGCAUAAUGUUAAGUUGAUCGCAUAUAAACCAAAAAAUAACAACGUAUUAUGA
Rhizophagus irregularis DAOM 181602=DAOM 197198 is the source of this 1419-nucleotide messenger RNA. RefSeq lists its product as uncharacterized. The record is from RefSeq and is a predicted model, not a curated record. Lineage: Eukaryota; Fungi; Glomeromycota; Glomeromycetes; Glomerales; Glomeraceae.